Molecule: messenger RNA, 930 nt
Organism: Helobdella robusta
Lineage: Eukaryota; Metazoa; Annelida; Clitellata; Rhynchobdellida; Glossiphoniidae
Exons: 5
Biological process (GO): axon guidance; Notch signaling pathway
Cellular component (GO): plasma membrane; cell surface; signaling receptor complex
Molecular function (GO): calcium ion binding
Source: RefSeq, a predicted model, not a curated record
GAAUGCGAAUCAAACCCCUGCCAGAAUGGAGGCGUGUGUCUGGAUGGUGUAGGAAGAUUCAAAUGUGCUUGUCUAGAAGGUUACGAAGGCAUAUACUGCGAGAUUAACAUGAACGAGUGCUCCAGCAAUCCGUGCGAACACGGAUCGGAAUGUGUGGAUGGAGUUGGGAUGUACGAGUGCAUCUGUAGGAAGGGGUACGUGGGGCAGAACUGCCAGACCAAGGUGGAUGGGUGCUCCGAGGGCCCCUGCUUCCAUGGAGCUACGUGUCUGGAGACUGACGAAUCGUUCAAAUGUGUUUGCCCGGAUGGUUAUACUGGUGAGUUAUGCGACUCUGACAUCGAUGAUUGCCUGGGCGUCAGGUGUGGCAAGGGCAAGUGCACUGACCAGUUGAAUUCCUACAAGUGCGAAUGUGACCUUGGUUACAUUGGUCAGAAGUGCGACGUCGAGGUCAACGAGUGCUUGAGCACUCCGUGUUUGAACGGAGGAACUUGCAAGGAUCUCGUUGGAUCGUUUCAGUGCAUAUGUCCUCAGGGAACUAAUGGAACAAGAUGUGAGCACGAUUCAAACGAAUGUCUCAGCAAUCCUUGCCAAAAUGGAGCAAGUUGUCUCAAUAAGAUCAAUCAGUUCUUCUGCCAAUGCCAGCCCGGAUAUACGGGUGACUUGUGUGAGACUGACGUGAACGAAUGCGAAUCGAACCCGUGCCAGAACGGCGGCCUCUGUUAUGACAGAGUGAACGGAUUCAAAUGCAAGUGCCCGAAAGGUUACAAUGACUAUCUCUGCGCCUCGAACGUUGAUGAGUGCCUUAGUAAUCCUUGCUACAAUGGAGCCACCUGUGUGGACGGGGUCAACAGGUUGGAUUGGUUGGCCUGUAGGGGUCGGUUGGUUGGCUGUCUAGUUGAUUUUUUAUUGGUUGGUUGGUUGAUUUGUUAG